AUGUAUUCUAAAGUGAGUAUUAUAUUAGCAGUUGUAGCUGUCGCCCAAGCUGGUCUUUUGGAUUACGGACAUGCAAAUUCGUAUUCCUCUGUGAAUCUUGGUGCAUCACAUGGAUACGCUGCUCCAGUUCUAGCACACGCUCCGGUCGUGGCACAUGCUCCAGUUCUUACACACUCUACUCACGAAAAUGUCGAUUACUAUGCUCAUCCAAAAUAUGAAUUCAAUUAUGGAGUGCAAGACGGACAUACUGGUGACCACAAAACUCAACAUGAAGUACGUGAUGGUGACGUAGUCAAAGGUUCUUACACUGUUGCUGAACCUGAUGGUACUCUUCGUACUGUCCACUACACUGCCGAUGAUCACAAUGGCUUUAAUGCUGUAGUAGAAAAAUCUGGACACCCAGUACAUCCAGCUCCCGCUUAUGGAAAAGUACUUUUGGCUGCUCCUAUUUUAGCAGUAUUAGCUAUCACAGCUGCAGCUCAAGCUGGUGUUUUGGACUAUGGUCAUGGACACGCUAUUAAAGAUGGACACACCGGAGACCAUAAAUCUCAACAUGAAGUCCGCGACGGAGACGUAGUCAAAGGAUCUUACUCAGUAGCUGAUCCAGAUGGUACUCUUCGUACAGUUCACUACACCGCUGAUGACCACAAUGGUUUCAACGCUGUAGUAGAAAAAUCUGGACACCCAGUGCACCCAGCUCCUGCUCCAGCUUAUGGAAAAGUACUUCUAGCUGCUCCAGCUGUUCAUCAUGCUCCUCUGGACGAGCUCAUUCUUGCCAUCGCUACCUUUGUAGCUGCUGCCAGUGCAGGGUUACUAGAUUAUGGUCACGCUCCAGUAGCACACAGCUACUCCGCUCCUGUAGCUCACGCAUAUACAUCACCUGUUGCCCAUGCUUACACAGCUCCCGUUGCUCAAGUUUAUUCAGCUCCAGUUUCCCAUGCUUACUCAGCUCCAGCACCUUACAAGGCUUACUCUUCACCCGCCCAUCAUGAUGUUGAUUAUUACGCACAUCCCAAAUAUGAAUUCAACUACGGAGUCCAAGAUGGUCACACUGGAGACCACAAAACCCAACACGAAGUUCGUGAUGGUGAUGUAGUCAAAGGAUCUUACACCGUUGCUGAACCUGAUGGUACUCUUCGUACUGUUCACUACACCGCUGAUGACCACAAUGGGUUCAAUGCUGUAGUAGAAAAAUCUGGUCAUCCAGUACAUCCAGCACCAUCUCACGGCAAAGUACUUUUAGCUGCUCCUGCUGUACAUCAUGCUCCUUUAUACCAUCAUUGA
Messenger RNA from Diorhabda sublineata, 1284 nucleotides. Its product is annotated as cuticle protein-like. The transcript is spliced from 8 exons. Bases 1 to 1284 code for a protein of 427 amino acids. The record is from RefSeq and is a predicted model, not a curated record. Lineage: Eukaryota; Metazoa; Arthropoda; Insecta; Coleoptera; Chrysomelidae. Gene Ontology annotation, cellular component: extracellular matrix.